UAGUACCCAGUGGUUGCUCGAUCGGUGAGCUCGUUACUCGGCGAUAGGAAAGUCGCCUGCGUCCGUGACUUUGAACCCUCGAAACGUUCGUCGACAUUGCAGUUUGACCGAAUUCUUGGCGCUGGCAUGCCAGGUCACGUGUACGUCGCGUAUGCGAUAGUCGACCCGGAGGAACGUUUGAUAGUAGCUUGUAAAAUGAUUUCGUCGAGGAGAUAUAUAUGUUAUAGAGCAUGACGGGUUUCCAGGCGACUUUACCAUUAUUCCAUGGAGUUUCUGAUGGCUUUUCGCGAGAAUAUGUGACCGCGCGAAUUUUAUGGAGCAGCUAAUGAUGGUCAUCGAGAGGAAAUAUUAAGUGUAUUUGUAUUUAGAUACUUUCUACAGCUCCAAGUAUAUCAAAGAUGAUAUUGUACGGGGAUUAUGUUUUUGAGUGAUUCAAGUGUUGGCAAGGAAUAUUAGUUACAAUGCGCAGGGAUAGAAAACGAUGUGUUGGUGUAUGAAAAUUGGUUAUAUGAAUAUGUAAAAUCCAAAAUAGUACAGUUUAAAGACCUCAAUUGGUUAGAAUAUUGAGCGCACUCGAACUUGUUCACUUUCUGCCAUUUCAAGUACAUCUUGAAGCUUCUCUUAUUUUGUCUAGAUUGUAUACCGAAACGAUUCAACUAUUUCUUCGUACAUAUACUUCUACACAUGAACAAAAACGUUGGGUGGGCUAUCGUUUUAUCCCGCACUGUAUCCCAGCGCCACGAGUAACCGCUGAUACCGCCGUCCGAGUUUUCGUUUAUUUUGCAACACCCUGUUGCCAAGGCGCCUCUCCCGUCAAGCUAUCUCCAAUUACGUCAAUCGUUCCUUUUUUUUUUUUUUCUUCUAACAUUCUUGGUACGCAUUGGUGAACUAUCAGGGCGCGUAUCGGAGAUCAGAAAUGGUCACAGUCAAAGCCAGACGGAAGAACCGCCUCGUCUUCUGCUCUUGAUGACGCGCGUACGUAGUUAACUCGAGACCACCUCCGACAGUCAUUGAUUCUGAUCGUCCAAGUCCAGAGACCAUGAAGAGGAAGAAAUUGUUCUCGAGAGUGUUCAUCGUGUUCCGAACGAACCAAUCGGAGUGAAUUCCGUUCCAGAGACUUUGAAGCCUGCGGAUUUUGUGGACAUCCUCUGGUGCGCUUGGUGACUCAGUGUUUCGUGUUCUUCAGUUUCUGUCCCCGUUGCGACGGUUCGAAGGUAGUGGCGAAGGUAAAUAGGAUCGAGAAUUUCGAAGAAGCUUCGGUGCUUCGGAGCAUCAGUGACGCAAAAUGUUUCUCAACGAGACGAUGUUGAUAUUUGCUGUUACCGCAAACCUUGUUGCGACCAUAAAAGAUAAACAAAGCCUCCAGGCUGUCGACAAUCAUAUCGACAUACAUAAUGUGACGACCACUACUUUGUCGCCGGAAGAAGAGGAAAAUCGAUUCGACUUCCAGGACAGCUGGUACAUGUGGAGGUGCUUCGAACCAUACGGUUGCUUCUACAUCGGUCCACCAUGGUCGGGAGGAAGUAGACCAGUUUCUUCGUUUCCUGCACGCCCAGACAGCAUCAACCCCCGUUACCAACUCUAUACCCGUACCAACCCUGAACAACCCCACGAGAUCAAGAUUGACAAAUUCGAAACCAUUCGGGGGUUGCCGUUUCGAAAGAAGAAUAAUCUCUACAUGAUCGUUCAUGGAUUCCUCGAUAAUGGCGAUACAACAUGGGUCUCGAAAACGAUGAAAGAGCUACUGCUCCGAGAGGACUGCAACGUGGUGAUCGUCAACUGGAUCGGUGGAGCAGGUCCACCUUACACCCAAGCCGUUGCCAAUACGAGACUCGUCGGUGCCAUGACAGCCCGUUUGGCGUCUCAGAUGAUCAAAAUUGGCGGAAUGGAUGCGGCCAAGAUGCACUGCAUAGGGCACAGUCUUGGCGCCCAUACUUGCGGCUACAUCGGGUACUUCAUGCGACACUCGUAUCAACAUCAACUUGGAAGAAUUACCGGCCUCGAUCCAGCCGAACCGCAUUUCAGCAACACGUCGACUAUGGUACGACUGGAUCCGACGGACGCCACAUUCGUCACGGCCAUCCAUACCGAUUGCAAUCCUUUUAUCAGCGGCGGCCUCGGUAUCACCCAACCUGUCGCGCAUAUAGAUUUCUAUCCAAACGGCGGUCGCAAUCAGCCCGGUUGCAACGAGAGUGUUUUGAAUUCAAUCACCUUGGAACGUGGGAGCUUCUUUCGAGGCAUCAAGCGAUUCCUAGGCUGCAAUCAUAUACGCAGCUGCGAAUACUUCAAAGAGAGCAUCAACUCAGCGUGUCCAUUCUUAGCUGUUCCUUGCUCCUCAUGGAACAAGUUUCAAGAAGGCAGCUGCUUCGAUUGCGUGAACCAGUACUGUCCCAGGUUCGGAUUGGACGCUCAACCAGGAAAUUACCAUGCCUCUGUUUACCUAAUGACGAGCUCGGAGAAGCCGUAUUGCAGGGGUCACUACAGGGUAACGAUAAACAUCUCCAAAACAAACGAGAGUUUAGACCACGGUGGCGAAGUUGGCAUGUUCGUUAUCCGAGUUCUGGGUGAGAACAAGGAAACGGAAAAGAUGAAACUCAGCUCACAUUCCAAAUACUAUGAGCCAGGUAGCACUCACGUAGUCGUGCUGGCUGGUGAAGUGGUCGGCAAGCCUGAAGCGGUUGAAAUCUCCUGGGAAUACCAAGCUUCUGUCUUCAACCCUCUCACGUGGAGGCUUCUUCACACUCCACGUGUCUACGUUGACUCGUUAGUUGUUGAUAGUCUGGAAGCUGCUCAUGGGAUCACAGUGUGUCCGGACGCAACGAAAGCUUUGAUUGCCAACGAGCCUAAAAUGUUUACAGCGAAGAACUGUCAAAGCGUUGAAUUAAACGUGGUUUCUACAUAAUAAUAUACUCCAUCUUUGACCUACCCCUACGGAUCUUUAAUUUACGAUUUAAUACGACAUAAAUAAUACGAUUUGAAUGUUAAUGACUCCGAAAGUGUUGCUGCGUAAUGCUUGAAACAGUAAACAGUGCAACAGUUUUACGAUUAAAAACUGUGAAUAGUUAGUCAAAUGUAAACAUAAUUGUUUCAAAUAUACUCUUAGAUGGUAACUGUUGCAAGAACUGUUCGACGAAAUAUAUAGCAAAGAGUAUCGAUAUUGUUUUCUUAAUUGUCAGCAGCUUUGUUCUUCGACCGCGUACUGCGUCUGCUUUAAAUUAUUAAAUAAUGGUUGGAACUGGAUUAAUUGGCCGCCACUCUUCUUCUAUGUCACCAUGGAAGAACGAAGCACUUAGUGGUCUUGAGCGGUGAAUUAAUUCUGUCGUGACUUUAGACUGCGCAAUGCUGAUUGCGUUUCGUCCAUAAUCUUCAAGAUAUGCAUGAAAGGAAGGAUAUAAACUAUUUUUACAACUUUCUUAAUGUGAAAUCUGUAUUACUUUUGUUUAAAAAAAAUAAAAUAGAUUUUUUCAUGCUAUA
Molecule: messenger RNA, 3474 nt
Organism: Hylaeus anthracinus
Lineage: Eukaryota; Metazoa; Arthropoda; Insecta; Hymenoptera; Colletidae
Product: pancreatic triacylglycerol lipase-like
Exons: 7
Coding region: 1286-2902 (538 amino acids)
Biological process (GO): lipid metabolic process
Molecular function (GO): triacylglycerol lipase activity
Source: RefSeq, a predicted model, not a curated record